Molecule: messenger RNA, 2424 nt
Organism: Lachancea nothofagi CBS 11611
Lineage: Eukaryota; Fungi; Ascomycota; Saccharomycetes; Saccharomycetales; Saccharomycetaceae
Source: the annotation of a GenBank genome assembly
AUGGUGGAUUCUAUUUCACGCAUUACCUCUGCACUGGAGUCGGCGCGCGAAUUGACCCUGGAAGCAGCAGCCGUGGCCAGUUCCCGCCUAGGAGAAACGUCUUACCAUCGAUACUCGCAGAAGAUAACGCCCGAAGGACUCCGUUCACUAUUGAACUCGCGCAAUGAGCGAGAAGUACGAGACGGCAUGAAGCGGGUAGCAUCGCUCCUGGCUUCAGACGAUCCCACAAUUGAUCUAGAAUUGUACUUUGCGGAUGUGGUUAAGAACAUCGGAUCAUCUAACGAUAUCAAGGUCAAGAGACUGAUUGCAGUGUAUCUACUACGGUACGCUGAAAGGCAACCCAAUGUGGCGCUUCUGGCAGUCAAUUCAAUUCAGAAGUCCCUUACUGACCCAGAUCCUCAAAGCCGUGCUUUGGCACUCAAAAUGCUCUCUGACAUCAAAAUCCCAUCUUUGUACCCGAUAGUACUGCAUUCCGUGAAAAAAUCCGUAUCAGAUAGUGCUCCAGAAGUACGUAGUGCUGUGAGCUUCGCGCUUCUCAAGUUAUAUCGUGAACAGCGCGAAACUGUUGCGGACGACGUCAAACCACUUCUGGUAGACUUGCUUAGCGACACAGACCCAUUGGUAGUCUCAUCUGCUCUCUUAUUACUUAAAGAAGCAUUUCCUCAGUCUUUGGAUCUUCUUCACGGCCAUUUUCGUCGGUAUUGCAAGAUUCUACCUCAACUCUCUCAAUGGUCGCAGGCUUAUUUGAUCGAUUUGCUCAUCGAUUACUGCAAAACUUUUAUUCCUAGGCCUAUUUUGACGGACUCGCUUGACACAACUCGCUCUAUGCCCCUUCCAGACGCCUUUAAUGCAAUUCCCUUUGCAACUUACGAUGUUGCACUUGACCCUGACCUAGAGCUGUUCCUGCAAACCAUUCAAAAAAUGCUGCAUUCUCCAAGCGCAGCUGUGAUUGUUUCUAUUAGCAAAGCUCUUUUCGAAUUGAGUCCUCCAGUUGCGUUCAAAAACUCUCGAAUUACUCAUGUACUAGCACGGCUGAUAAGUGCACCCUCAUUUGCUAGUGAUCGUGGCGUUAUCUUACAAUGUAUCCUGGUUUACUGCGCUGUAGACCCCACUACUUUCUCACCUUUCUUGAAGAAAUUCUUCUUGUUUCCUAGUGACGAUACAGCAACUGCAGUAAACAAGCUCAAAAUCAUUGCAACGCUAGUCAAUCUCAAUAAUGUCAAAAAAGUUGUUCUGGAACUCAAGUAUCAUAUAGUCCACGAUAAGCGACCCUCGGUAAUUCAAGAAGCACUAAAAUCAAUUGCAGCUUGUGGUCAGUUGUCUCAGAGUUUGUCACUUCAUAUUACAAAAUGGUUAUUAGUGGGUAUGGAAACCUCGAUUGUGUCAACGUCGUUGGACUCGUAUGUUAACGUAGUGAGAUAUUUGAUUCAAGAAAAUCCCACUCAACACCUCGGUACUAUGGUUCACCUAGCCAAGACACUGAAAACCGAAAAAAAGUUGUCCGGUAACGCAAAAGCUGGAAUCAUUUGGCUUUUUGGAGAGUUUUCCGCCACUAAUUUCUCCAUAUGCCCCGAUGUUUUAAGGAUUUUAGUUCCAGGUUUCUCCUCAGAGCCAAGAGAAACAAGAUCGCAAAUUGUCUUGUUUGCCGCCAAGAUUUUAUCUUGCGACCUUGACAAUUUCAAGAACAGUAGAAGUGAAGAUGAAUCGUACGAUUUUGAUCAAUCAAGAAUUUCACAAAUGGCUCAGGCAGUUUUUCAUUUGGCAAAAUUCGACGACGACUUCGAUAUCAGAGACCGCGCAAGGAUGUUUUCCUCUCUGUUUGAUAAACAAAGGUACGAAAUUGCGUCCUUAUUGCUGCAGGCACCAAAACCUGCCUCAAUGUGUUCUCUGACGUUUGAUGCGCCAAUUAGUUUGAGUGCCGCCAACUUGGCGCACUUGAACAUAGAUCACGACAUGGAAGAGUAUCUCACCACUAUUUCUUGGUCUGAAGACCAGGAAAACAACAAAAGUUCCGAACUGCGAAAACCUGCGGAGUUAAAAGACUACAAUAAGCUGAAAACUAGUUUCUCUUCCUCCUCAUUUUUUGCUGGCAAAGAUAAUCAGCGUCGUUCGUCCAGUAUAGCCGAAAACCAGAACAGUUCAAAAGCCUCCUCAUCUCGAGUAUUCACUUCAUCAAUUGGUAAAAAGUAUCACCUUCAAAGUUUAGAUGAAUUCUUUUCAGACGUUCCUUCGAAAGAGCACAAAACUGUCAAAAGGGGGGAGAUUGAACAAGAGAGUACCAGCGAUGAGGGCAGCUCGUCCGAGGAUAACUUAUCGGAGCAAGAAUCUGAUAGUGGUGAUUAUGAAUCGACGGAUUCCAGCGAUAGCGACGUAGAUGAUGAAUCAGACUCUAAUAGUGACGGAGACGAAGAGAGGAGCUUGUAG